Messenger RNA from Osmerus eperlanus (European smelt), 2348 nucleotides. RefSeq names its product cryptochrome circadian regulator 4 (gene cry4). The record is from RefSeq and is a predicted model, not a curated record. Gene Ontology annotation, molecular function: FAD binding; deoxyribodipyrimidine photo-lyase activity; DNA binding. Bases 213 to 2021 code for a protein of 602 amino acids. Gene Ontology annotation, cellular component: nucleus; cytoplasm. Gene Ontology annotation, biological process: circadian regulation of gene expression; entrainment of circadian clock by photoperiod. Lineage: Eukaryota; Metazoa; Chordata; Actinopteri; Osmeriformes; Osmeridae. The transcript is spliced from 12 exons.
ACCUCGGAGUGCCCUGGAAGAUCAAAGUAACACAUUUUCAACCAGACUGACGGUUUUCGGUGGCCUUUAUGUAUCAUGGUUUAACGGUUCUGCUUUACAAUGAAUGACCAUAGCAUACGUCGAUAGUUAAUAUAACGGAAAGGCAACUAAACUCGAGAUAAUAACUCAGCUACUCGCCAAGGUACCUGGUGGAUCCCCCCCCCCAACACACCAUGACCCAGCACCGCUCCAUCCAUCUGUUCCGGAAGGGCCUGCGUCUCCACGACAACCCGUCCCUGGUGGGGGUGUUGGAGUCGUCAGCGUGUGUGUACCCCGUGUUCAUCCUGGACCGGGGCUUCAUGGAGGGGGCCAUGCGUAUCGGGGUGCUGCGCUGGAGGUUCAUACUGCAGAGUCUGGAGGACCUACACAACAGGUUGCAGGCGCUGGGCUCCCGGCUCUACGUGGUCCAGGGGCCCUGUCUGGGGGUGCUGCGGUGCCUGGUGGCCCAGUGGGGGGUGACCCAGCUCAGCCUGGACACGGAGGUGGAGCCCCACUAUCUCCAGCAGGACCAGGAGAUCCAGGCCCUGGCCAGAGAGCUGGGCCUGACCCUGCGCACCGCCGUGGCCCACACGCUCUACGACGUCCGCAGGAUAGUGAGAGCCAAUGGGGGCCAGCCUCCCCUUACCUAUAAGAAGUUCCUGAAGGUUCUCUCUGGUCUGGGGGAGCCCAGUCAGCCUGCAAGAGACAUCACACCCGAGGACUUCCAGAGGUGCUGUCCACCCCUGGAGGAAGAGGGCCGGUGUGGGGUGCCCUCCCUGGAGGAAGAGGGCCGGUGUGGGGUGCCCUCCCUGGAGGAAGAGGGCCGGUGUGGGGUGCCCUCCCUGGAGGAAGAGGGCCGGUGUGGGGUGCCCUCCCUGGAGGAAGAGGGCCGGUGUGGGGUGCCCUCCCUGGAGGAAGAGGGCCGGUACAGGGUGCCCUCCCUGGAGGAGCUGGGCAUGCACACAGAGCACCAGGUGCUGUGGCCUGGAGGAGAGACCCAGGCCCUCCAGAGGCUGCACACACACAUGGAGAGCCAGGGGUGGGUGGCCAACUUCUCCAGGCCUCGGACCAUUCCCAACUCCCUUCUACCCAGCACCACUGGCCUGUCUCCCUACCUGGCCCUGGGCUGCCUCUCCGCCCGCACCUUAUACCACAGGCUCUCCAAAAUCUAUGCGCAGUCCAAGAACCACUCGCUGCCUCCCGGGUCGCUCCAAGGGCAGACGCUCUGGCGCGAGUUCUUCUACACCAUCGCCUCGGCAACGCCCAACUUCAGCCUGAUGGAGGGCAACCCCAUCUGCCUCCAGAUCGACUGGGACGAGAGGAAGGACCUGCUCCACAAGUGGACGAUGGGCCAGACGGGCUUCCCCUGGAUCGACGCCAUCAUGACCCAGCUGAGGCAGGAGGGCUGGAUCCACCACCUGGCCCGCCACGCCGUCGCCUGCUUCCUCACCAGAGGAGACCUGUGGAUCAACUGGGAGGAGGGACUGAAGGUGUUUGAGGACGAGCUGUUGGAUGCAGACUACAGCAUCAAUGCUGGUAACUGGAUGUGGCUGUCUGCCAGUGCCUUCUACCACCAGUUACCUCGCAUCUUCUGUCCUGUACGCUUCGGCCGGCGCACUGACCCCACCGGAGAGUACCUCAGGAAGUACCUGCCAGUACUGAAGAACUUUCCGUCAAAGUACAUCUACGAGCCGUGGAAAGCCCCGGAGGAGGUGCAGCUACAGGCUGGAUGUGUCAUAGGUAAGGACUACCCUCUACCGGUGGUGAACCACCAGGAGGCCAGCCAGAAGAACCUGGAGAUGAUGAAACGAGUCCACAACCAACAGGAGAGCACAGCACGGCUCACUAGAGACGACCCCAUGAAGAUGCGUUUGAAGCGGAACGACACCGUUGAGGACGAAGACGGCACGCCUCCCACCAAGCAGCGCCGGCCGACCAGAGAGCAGCGCGCCACGCCAGGCCCGGAGCCGGACACUGACGACGACAGCAGAGACACCGAGUGACCCGAGUGACCCGAGUGACCUGCUGCCCACAAGCCCCUGACAGGCUGGACAGACUGUCCAACAAGCACCGCUCUGACAAGCACAUCUUCACAUAUCCUUCCAUCGUUAGUGGUUUAGAAGCUGGCGUGAGAGCAGCGGACUUCUCCCUACUGAGGAGGCUGAGGUUACCAGUUGACCGGCGGGUUACCUCCCACAAACAGAGCAGCAUCCAAACCAUCGGGGUCUUUUUUUGUUUUUGCACAAAAAUGGCAGCAUGGCAGCUGUACGCUCCCUUGUGAAAAGACGUGGGCUGUGAGAGUGACCUAACCCUAAGAGUGCUCCUGCUUG